Microplitis mediator is the source of this 2245-nucleotide messenger RNA. RefSeq names its product vacuolar fusion protein CCZ1 homolog (gene Ccz1). The transcript has 9 exons. Gene Ontology annotation, cellular component: intracellular membrane-bounded organelle; Mon1-Ccz1 complex. The record is from RefSeq and is a predicted model, not a curated record. Bases 207 to 1598 code for a protein of 463 amino acids. NCBI's taxonomy places the organism in Eukaryota, Metazoa, Arthropoda, Insecta, Hymenoptera, Braconidae. Gene Ontology annotation, biological process: vesicle-mediated transport.
UUGAAAUUACGCCUCAAGUGUUUCCAUGAAAUUGAACCUUUACACAGAUGACAGAUCUUCCAUCUUUUGUAAAAAAAAAAAAUCGCUCAUAGGUUAGCUGUCAAAAAUGUUGUAAAAAAUUUAAAUAAAUAUAAUAAUUAAAAAUACUGGUUUUUUAUUAUUAAUUAUUGUCAUUAAUUGUUGAUUAAUAAAUAAAUAUAUAAAUAAUGACGUCAAAAUCAGAUGUUACAUUGGAUCAUUUUUAUGUUUUUAAUGGAAAUUACUCUAAAAGAGAAGGCGAUGAAGAAAAAAAAAUAUUUUAUUAUUAUCCUGAGAAAAUAGACAUUGAUACUAAAAUUCGAAAUGUUGGAUUAAGUGAAGCAAUUAUUAAAUUUACAGAAUCAUUUAAUCCAGGGCAGACAUGUGAUUAUUGUAAUAAUCAUAAGACGAGACAAAUUUAUUAUCAACCAGAGCCAGAUUUCUGGAUGAUUAUGAUAAUCGGAGUUCCCUAUGUUGUAAAAAAUAAAGACGGUAUUGAUUAUACGGAGUAUCAACAUGACGAAGUGUCAAGUUCAGUAUGUCAAGCAAUACUCAAACAAGCUUACAUGAGAUUUAGGCUGUUUAUGGGAUCAUUUGAAACUAUAUUAAAUGAUCCUCAGUAUGGAUCAGUUACAUUACUCAGACAUAAAUUAGACUAUUUUUAUACUGGGUAUUUACCAUCUUUGAAGCUGAAUCAUCGUGAUAUACUUGAUAUUUAUCAAGGAUUACAAUUUUUACCAUUAGACAAAAUAACAUUUUUAAAGGUUCAAUGUUUUAUGAAUCUUAUUGAAGCAACGUUCCCUCAAAUUAAGUACACAGCAUUCCUUUAUAAUGAUCAAUUAGUAUGGAGCGGCUUAGAACCAGAAGAUAUGCAAGUGAUUUAUAAUUAUUUAAUAAGCAGUCUUUUACCAGAAUAUUUAGAAAAAGAAUUUCAUAGUGGAUCAAUGCCACGUAAUUCAGCCUCACCGUUUACAAGCUCACAUUAUGGAAAAUUUAUAACCGGAGCAUCCAGCAUCAAUGAAUCAAUUGGUAUUACAAAAUCACCAAAAGUAUUUAUAAAUUAUCCAAGUAAACCUACCUCAUUAUAUUUAGUUGUUUAUAGCGCCCUAAGUGCGACUUUAUGUUUAUUUGUCGACAGUACAAGUUUAUUAAUUGAUUAUUUAAAAAGUCUUGAUGCAUUCCUGGGUCCUCAAUUGACGACUCUAGUUAACACAGUAGCAGAGCAAUGUUCUAAGCACGUACCAGACGUCUCUGAUUCAACUCCGAAGUAUCUUUACUUCAAUAGACUAAAUUUGGCGUACAAAAGUACUAUUCAUCUUGACAAUAGAAGAUGUUCUAAUGUACUGACAACUCCAGAAGUAUUGAGAAUAAUUACGGAUAUAAAUAGUGAUACAAAUCGACUGAAAGAAGAUGGCGAAACGAUUAUUAAAACUAUGAGUGAUUAUUGGGUUGUUGGUAAAUUAUCCAAUUUACGUGAAUUUUAUGUUGUGAUACAGCAAAAAAAUGCAAAUAUUAUUGAAAUCGAUGAUGAAGUUAAACGACUGUGCGAUAAGCAAUUAAAAAGUAUAUUCUUUCAUUAACAAUAAUAAAAAAAUUAUAUCUAGAAUUAAAAAAAUAUUUAAUAAAAAAUAUUAAUUAUUACUAUUAAAUUUUUAUACAUUUUUCAUUAUUUUCUUUUUUUUCAUUUCUUGCUUUAUUUUUAUUUUAUUCUUUAAAUUUGCUGCACUCUUAUCGCUUAUUUUUUCUUUCUUUGCUUUCUUCUUCAUCUCAACCUUCUCUUCAACUUCCGCCUUUUCUUCAUCUUUAACAUUUUUCCUAGAAACUUUAUUGGAAAAUUUAUUUCUUUGUUUCUCACCUUUAUCAUUCUUUUCUUUUUUUAUUUCAAUUUCCGCCUCCAGCUCCAUUUCUUCACUUUCAUUUUUUACAUCUCCACCGUUCAGAAUUUUAUUUUUCUUUUUCUUCCCUUUAACUUUUUCAUUCUUCUUCGUCACUUGAACUUCCUGCUCAUCCACUUCCGUAUUUUUUUUUUUAUUUUUACUUUUCUUCCCUUCAAUCUUUACAUUCUUCUUCGUCACUUGAACUUCCUGCUCAUCCACUUCCGUAUCUUUUGUUUUAUUUUUACUUUUCUUCCCUUCAAUCUUUAUAUUCUUCUUCGUCACUUGAACUUUCUGCUCAUCCCCUUCCGUUUUUUUUGUUUUAUUUUUACUUUUCUUCCCCUCAACCUUUU